CCAAAGGUGAAAACUUUCGAGCGUCACAUCGUUUAUCGCUUCAUUUUUCUUAUAAUUUUUUCUGGGCUAAAUCUUGUUUUUUGGUGAGAAAAUUUCCGGGAUGGGCCACAACCGCCCGCCAUUAAAGCUUGCACCUAUAUUUGGAGGGCCUGUGGGCAGAGGCCCCAUUAACCUUCCUUACUCCUUUCUCUAAUUUGGUCGCUCUCCAUCACGAGAUGCACGUUCUGUGGAGCUCACCCUCUGGCCUUUAUGUCUCUUUCCCCUAUCUCAUUCAUUGCCGUAGUUAUGUGUAUUUAAUGCUUCAUAGCCUCUGUUUGCUUCAUUCAGUCCUUCAUCAGAUGGGUACUGCAAUGUGUAGCCUGUAUUGCUUUCACGGGGAAAUUUAUUAGGGAAUAACAAGGGAAUAGGACUUAAUAGGCUAUAAUGUCAUGGAACUGUAUUUCGUUCCCAUUCCAACGUAAUGAGGAUGGUUAACCGCACUUACCGAGAGAAAGCUCCAGUUACAUCCUUAUCUGCUUGUUAAUAAUGAGUGAUCGGUGUUUUACGCCUACUGGGGUGCUCUGUGGGGAGAAAAUGCGUGCCUAAGAGUUUUUGCCACUGUUAUCACCCUUGUUUAAUGGGAGGUGCUGUUGACAAGGUUCUUGAGUGUCUCAGACAACGGCAUUCAUUGUCAAUAACGACCUCUCACCACCCUUUUGCAGGAAAAUCAUUUCUUUGUAUUCCGGAAGACUCAGAAAAUUGUUCGGGAAAUCGGCUGGCGCUGUUGAUAACCUCAAAGUGAUAUUCCACGACUUUCCAGGGGGUUCGGAGAGCUUCGAGCUUGUUUCGAGGUUCUGCUACAGCAGUCGUCAGAUGGAGAUAACUCCAUACAACAUUUCCCUCCUACAUGCUGCAGCACAUUUUAUGGAGAUGACCAGUUCUGUCUCAGGAACAGAUACGAACUUAAUGGAGCUAACCCAGAAAUUGCUGGAUGAGAUCAGGUACUGGAUGUGGCCCGAGCUUCUGGUGGCCCUGAAGCAGUGCCAAGAGCUGCUUCCAGAAUCGAAUGUCUCAACUGUUAUUGAGAAAUGCUUGGACUCGCUCAUCAGACGGCUUGUCUUGGCCUCUGAGACCAGCCCCAGCCCAUCAAUUUCUUCAUCUAACAGUUCAGCAUGUCGCCUCUCGUGCGAUACGAAAAGCACUGAGAGCCUAAGGAAUGGAUUAUUCUCCCGGUCAACCUGGUGGUUUGAGGAUCUACUCUUUGUGAGUCCGAGCUUGCUUGAAAUGAUGAUCAGAUCAAUGAUCUCGCAUAAGCUCGAUCAUGUGAUCAUUAGCAAAUUCCUAUUCUAUUACCAAAAGUCUAAGCUCCCUGUAGCGUCUUCAUCCCUGGAGAAAGGCAAAAUCAUCGAGGCUGUGAUUGACGCGCUUUGUAUGCUUGAGCGAAGCUCUGUUUCGUGCAAGAGCUUGUUUGGGAUUCUGAGGGUUGCAUUGGGUUUGAACAUGAGCAGGGGCAGCAGGAAUAAGUUGGAGAGCAUGAUAGGUUCUCAGAUGGAUCAAGCAACUUUGGACAAUUUGCUGGUCCCAUCUCCCUACGGGACAAACUACUUAUAUGAUGUCAAUCUCGUUUUGAGAUUCAUUAAGGCGUUUCUUUGUUUUCGGGUGUCUAAGCAACUCAAGAAGGUCGGUGGCUUGUUGGAUCUGUAUAUAGCGGAAGUAGCACCUGAUCCUUGCUUGAAGCUGUCGAAAUUUAUUGCUCUUGUCUCAGCCCUUCCAGAUUCUGCCAGGGACUCGUAUGACGAAAUCUACCGCGCCAUGGACAUGUAUCUUGAGGUGCAUUCGGGAUUGUCAGAAGAGGAGAAGAUGAGGUUAUGCAGCGCCUUGAACUAUGACAAACUCUCACCCGAAUCCCACAAGCACCUGUCUCAGAACACGAAGUUCCCAUCUAAAACUGCCAUCCAGGCUUUGAGAACGAAGCAAUGCAAGCUCAAGAGCUUGCUACAAGCCUCCAAGGACCCUAAACUCCCGAACGGUGAAUCCCCUUGUGCGUUAAGCAAGGGCAAGGUAAAAGACGAGGAGGGUGAUCAGAUUGUGAUCUAUGCAGGGGAGCUGGAUCCGAUGGCUGACAACGAGCGGCUGAGAGCACACUUGCAGGGGAUGCAGUGGAGAGUUAUGGAGUUGGAGAAAGUCUGCUGGAAAAUGCAGACUCAGAUGACAAAGAUUCUCAAGGCGAAAACCCCGAGCCACAGUAGUGCCAGAUCCUUGCCAAAGCUCUGCUCAUGA
This is a messenger RNA of Punica granatum (pomegranate), 2259 nucleotides long. The record is from RefSeq and is a predicted model, not a curated record. Lineage: Eukaryota; Viridiplantae; Streptophyta; Magnoliopsida; Myrtales; Lythraceae.